Messenger RNA from Colletotrichum spaethianum, 3264 nucleotides. RefSeq names its product kinesin light chain. Gene Ontology annotation, molecular function: catalytic activity; ADP binding; protein binding. The coding region runs from base 1 to 3264 and encodes 1087 amino acids. The transcript is spliced from 2 exons. Gene Ontology annotation, biological process: nucleoside metabolic process. The record is from RefSeq and is a predicted model, not a curated record. Lineage: Eukaryota; Fungi; Ascomycota; Sordariomycetes; Glomerellales; Glomerellaceae. Gene Ontology annotation, cellular component: kinesin complex.
AUGGCCAAGUCCGUCCCUGCCCGCGACUUUACCGUCGGCUGGGUCUGCGCUCUGCCCAUCGAGCUGGCCGCCGCGGCCGAGAUGAUGGACGAGGAAUUUGCCGACCUUCCGUCCCAGCCAUCUGAUACCAACAUCUACUCCUUCGGCCGCAUCGGCGUGCACAAUGUCGUCGCUGCCUGUCUGCCCGCCGGCCAGAUGGGCACGAACCAAGCCGCUACGGUCGCCAGCCAGAUGAGAACCAGCUUCCCCUCUCUGCGCUUUGGCGUCCUCGUAGGCAUCGGCGGUGGCGUCCCAGAUCUCAACGACGACAUCGACAUUCGGCUCGGCGACGUGGUCAUCAGCCAGCCGUCAGGGCAGCACGGUGGAGUAAUCCAGUAUGACUUCGGCAAGACUGGGGCCGGCGGUCGCGUCGCUCGCACCGGUAACCUCAAUGCGCCACCAACUGUUCUCCUCAACGCCUUGGCCAAGCUCCGCUCUAAUGACCUUCGGCGCAAGACACAAGUCCUCACGCAUCUGUCGCAGCUCUCUGGCCAGCCAGAGUUUGCGUCGCCGGGCCCUGAUAACGAUAUUCUCUAUGAUGCAUCAUCGGCCCAUAUUGGCAGAGCUAUAUGUGCAAAAUGCCGUCCAGAAGAUGUAGUAGAUAGGGAUGCACGCGCGACGACGAAACCAAUCCUCUUCAUCGGCAACAUAGCAUCGGGGAACCAGGUGAUGAAGGAUGGUCAGACGCGCGACAGAUAUAGUCAGGAGCUGGGAGGCGUCUUGUGCUUCGAGAUGGAAGCGGCCGGCUUGAUGAACAACUUUCCUUGCAUUGUCAUUCGCGGCAUCUGCGACUAUGCAGAUGCGCAUAAGAACAAGCGGUGGCAACCAUACGCAGCAGCGACGGCAGCAGCAUACGCGAAAGAGCUGCUAUGCAUCAUUCCACCACUAGUUUCGAGCAAUCUAGAUAGCUCAGAGAAUUCCUGUCCAAAGCCCCAUUUUGUCGUUCCGUUUGGACGAAACGAAAACUUUGUCGGCCGAGACGAGACUUUGACGCAGCUCCUCAAGAGGAUCCCACCGAAUAUCAACAAAGACGCCUGUCAGAGGACUGCAGUCGUGGGCCUCGGAGGGAUAGGUAAAACACAGGUUGCCAUCGAAGCUGCCUACCGUGUUCGCGAUGCACACCCAGACUGCUCCGUUUUCUGGGUACCGGCUGUAAGCACAGCCAUGUUCGAGAAUGCGUAUCGCGAGAUCGGCCGGACGCUCCACAUCCGAGAUAUCGAGGAUGAACAGGCGGACGUUAAAAGCCUGGUGAAGGCUGGACUAGAACGGGACGAUGUUGGCUGCUGGCUUCUUAUUGUUGAUAACGCUGACGACAUGGAGUUGCUGUUUACUGGCCCUAAGUUGACGACGUAUCUCCCUUCCAGUAGGAAUGGCUCUAUCCUACUCACAACCCGAAACCACCAGGCCGCAGCGAAGUUCAGUCGUGGUCACCCUAUGCGUCUAACGGAGAUGGGUGCGACAGAAGCCACUCAGCUCCUAUGCACCGGCUUGGACGAAGGCCAGAUGGGCGACAAGGAAAGCACGAAACAGUUGCUCAACCACCUCACCUCUCUGCCCUUAGCUAUACGACAGGCAUCGGCUUACAUGGCUUCUAAUAAGAACGUGACUGUAUCCAAAUACCUUGGAUAUUGUAAGGCUAGUGAUAAUAAGCUGGUGAAGCUGUUGAGCAAGGACUUCGAUGACCAAGAUCGAUACGAGGAUAUUCGGAACCCAGUGGCCACAACGUGGCUGAUCUCCUUUGAUCACGUCUCACGAGAUAACCCACUAGCAGCAAGGUACCUCAGUUUCAUGUGUUACCUCGCAGAAAAAGAUAUUCCAAGAGCUCUUUUGCCCCCUGCGGAGGACGGAAUGGAUACAGACGACGAAAUGGACACCAAUGAAGCGAUUAGCACGCUGAUAGCCUACGCGUUCAUCUUGCAGCGUGAUGCUGUGGAUAGGUUCGAUAUCCAUCGACUGGUGCGCUUGGUGAUGCGAAACUGGCUAAGGGAGCAAGGGAAGGAAGAAGAGCAGGUGACGGAGACGAUUUACUGGCUUUGCGAGAGGUUCCCUUGGCCAAACCACAGGAAUAGAGAUGUGUGGAUGGCCUACUUACCACAUACGCAAGCGGCGCUUCAAGUUAGAGAUUGGUGCACAGACGACGAAGCGUUAUGGGAUCUCCUGUCUAGGGCAGGAGAAAGCAAUAAUCUGCUUGGGAGGUAUGGCGAGGCAGAGCAGAUGUAUCGACAGACACUGGAGCUGAGGAAGAAAGUGCUGGGACCAGAGAAUCCCUCGACACUCGCCAGCAUGAACAACCUGGCAGAAGCGCUUCGAAAACAGGGGAAGUACGACGAGGCAGAACAGAUGCAUCGACAGACACUGGAGCUGAGUGUGAAGGUGCUGGGACCAGAGAAUCCCUCGACACUCAGCAGCAUGAACAACCUGGCACUCGUGCUUGAAAGCCAGGGGAAGUACGACGAGGCCGAGCAGAUGCAUCGACAGGAACUGGAGCUAUGUAAGAAGGUGCUGGGACCAGAGAAUCCCUCGACACUCAGCAGCAUGAACAACCUGGCACUCGUGCUUGAAAGCCAGGGGAAGUACGACGAGGCCGAGCAGAUGCAUCGGCAGACACUGGAGCUGAAGGAGAAGGUGCUGGGACUGGAGAAUCCCUCGACACUCGACAGCAUGAACAACCUGGCACUCGUGCUUGAAAGCCAGGGGAAGUACGACGAGGCAGAGCAGAUGCAUCGACAGACACUGGAGCUGAGGGAGAAGGUGCUGGGACCAGAGAAUCCCUCCACACUCACCAGCAUGAACAACCUGGCAGAAGCGCUUCGAAGCCAGGGGAAGUACGACGAGGCAGAGAAGAUGCAUCGGCAGGCACUGGAGCUGAGGCAGAAGGUGCUGGGACCAGAGAAUCCCUCCACACUCACCAGCAUGAACAACCUGGCACGCGUGCUUCGAUAUCAAGGCAAGCAUGAAGAGACAGAGGAGACGCAUCGACAGGCACUGGAGCAAAGGGCGAAACAUAGAGACAUGUUCCACGUCGGCAGGAGCGCGAGCAACUAUGGGCCUUCUCAGGACCAUGUAGAGUGGAAGAGACCACUGAGUUUUCUCUAUACAUCCGCACAUAAUCCAAGGGAGAAGGUUAUGGGAUCGGCGAAUCCUUUAAGACUUAGAACAGAGCAUACCCUGUACGCUAGUUUGAAAGUUGGGACGGACUCUAGUUCUACGGCUUCGGUAGACUGA